Molecule: messenger RNA, 2737 nt
Organism: Halichondria panicea
Lineage: Eukaryota; Metazoa; Porifera; Demospongiae; Suberitida; Halichondriidae
Product: BCAS3 microtubule associated cell migration factor-like
Exons: 20
Coding region: 13-2634 (873 amino acids)
Biological process (GO): autophagy; response to starvation
Cellular component (GO): cytoplasm
Molecular function (GO): protein binding
Source: RefSeq, a predicted model, not a curated record
CAGCAUACAUGUAUGAAGAAGGUGAAACCCCUUGGGAGCUUUAUCAAGAGAGAGAAUAGAAAAGCCACCAUGUCUUCCGAGUCAGAGAGAGGAAAGAAGAAUUCCUACAGACGUGGAAAUGUAGUCAGUCCAGAGCCAGCCAGUGAUCAAAGCACAAUGAAAAAUGUGAUUGGUUUUCUACAAGACUAUGUACCGCAGGCAGUAUCUGGACCUAAAGAUGAUAAGAGAGAGCGUGUGCUGUGGGUGCGGUUUGAGUCAUGUGACAUUAAUGACGCGUCGCUAGGUGACGGUGUGAGGGGGAAUCCCCUACUGCUGAUACUGGGCUUGGCCAACGGGUUCGCAGUAUGGACGGUCACGCCCGGUGGCGAUGCUCGUGAAGUGUACUGUGUGUGUGGUGAGGGGGAGACUACGAGAGUUGCCAAGCUACUGCCCACCCCCCAGAGCUACGAGGGCGUCACACCAGACAAGUUCCCUGAGGCAAGACCCAUCAUGGCCGUUGUCAAGAAGGGGAGACACAACAGUGGUAGUACGGUGGCCUACUCCACACUGCAGCUGCUCUCUUUGAGGAUCAAUGGAGGAGACAACACUGUCAAGAAGUUUGUCUUUAAGACUAGACCCAUUGUUGAUGUGCACUGCAACAGAAGAGUGGUGGUGAUUGUGUUCCAGAAGAGGAUGGUUGUGUUGGACGCUGGUUCACUAGACAACAAAUACGUCAUACGAAACAGCUACCCUUCCGUGGGGUAUCCGUGCAACCCUGUUGCCCUGGGAACCAGAUGGUUGGCCUUCUCAGAAACCAAGCUGUCGUCUAAGCACCAGAGUGUGGGGGGUAUGUCAGAUGCCACGCCCCCCUCCGUGGCCACCACCGUGCUCAAGAACGUCAAGAAGGGCAUCUCAGCUCUCACUGAUACUAUCUCUGGACUGACUGGAAAGACUCAGCCAAGCUCCACUGAGUCUCCAGAGCACACUCAUCAACAGACCACUGACUCCACCAGUGCCAACAUCAUCACAGUACUGGACACUAUCAAGACACACACACAAGAGUUCAAAGUUCAGGAGCUGGAUCGUGAGAGUGGUGGAGUGAUAGCUCAUUUUGUGGCCCACACUGGACCUUGUGUACACAUAGCUGCUCUGGCAUUCAACUCAAGUGGUACCCUCCUGGUCUCGGCUAGUACCGAGGGCAACAGUUUCCAUGUGUUCCACAUCCUGCCCCACCCCUGGCUCUCCUCCGAGACUGCCAUACACCAUAUCUACACCCUCUACCGGGGGGCAACCAGCGGAGUGGUUCAAGACAUCUGCUUCAGUGGAGACAGUCGUUGGGUUGGAGUGAGCACACUCAACGGGACUACCCACGUCUUCCCCCUCUCCCCCUACGGAGGGGAGAUCACUGUACGCACUCACACACCUCGGAGGGUUGUCAACAAGAUGUCUCGAUUCCAUACCACGGCCGGAAUCGGAUUACCAUCACAGGCAGUGUCAAGUACCGGUACCACUGCUCAGACAUCUAGGAGCUCACAAUCGCCACCUUUAGAGAACAGGGAAAUCCCCUCCGUUGCCGGGGGCAAUGGACUCACUGUGAUGAGCAACAGCUGGAACAACCCUAGAGCCCUCCCGUUGCCUUGUCCAGUGGUGGUGAAUGCACUCCAACAGAUCAAGCAGCCGUACGUCUCAACGUCAGAGUCUGUGGGGGGUCCCAUGCCCACUCCACCCACCAGUAGGGGGUCUGACAACGGAGACCCGUUUGUAACUCUGGCAGGACCUGAAACGACGUGUGUGCGUGCCGUGUUCUGGGAGGGAGGGGACAGCCUCGGCAAGACGUGGGGGCGGGCAGAUUCGUCCAAUGAAAGAGCAGCGUACUCAUUGUUUGUUGUGGGAGCGACUGGUGAGCUGACAGAGCACGGCCUGGAGCCACAUAAACUCACCACGGCCCCGGACGGUGAAGACGCCCCCAUUGAACUAACCAGGACCCCCAAACUCUGCUGGAAACUACUCAGCUUCCCUGUGACUGGUUCGAUGGCCGUCCCCCUGACCAAGGACAAUCCUCUACUGGAGGACAGGUCACCCGCACCCAGCAACCAGCCACGUCCCCAGACUAACGACCAAUGGCUGUCCCAGGUGGAGAUCCUGACGCAUGCCCCACCCACUCGUCGGCUGUGGAUGGGGCCGCAGUUCUCGUUCAAGUCGUACCAGUCCCCCAGCCCCAGCCCGCCCUCCAGUAACACCAUGAUCAGCACACCCAGCCCACCCAACACUGUCAUUUACACAGGUAGUCUCAAUUCUCCCAGAGGGGCUGACUCACAACGUGCCACACUGCACCCAAGCUCAGACAAUCCUCUCUCUGACUUGCUGUCUGAGCCACCAGAGUUACAGAGCCUCAUGCUCAGCUCGUUGGAUACGAGUCCUGUUCCCAUGCCAACCAUAACAAAGGGGGAGGGGGCAGAGUCAGGAUCAGCUAGCAAGGACACUGGUGUGGUGGAGGUGUUUGGGUCUUGGAAGAAGGUGGCCCCCUGUCUGGAGACCAGGUCCCUGGAGGUGGAGCAGCAGCUGCAAGAAGCAAUGGCAGAGGGAGGGACAGUGACUGUUGUAGCUGGACACUUAGCCAGACCUAGAACUGGCUUUAGCCCACCUUCUAGCUAGCUACUCUUUCCCUAUAAUUGUUAGUAAUUUCUGGAUAACGUGUUCAUAAAUCAUGUGUACAUCAUGCAUGAAUUAUGUAUAUAAAUGAUUCAUUUUUGUUCAA